AUGGAUCUGGCGUACGAUCACAUCCAGGAGAACUCGCUCCCCAAGGAUGCCGAUAAGAAGAAUGGCGACGCCAAGGACACCAAAUCCGACCAGCCGCAGUCAUCUUUGAACGAUGACUUGCAGGAGGCGUACAAGGCCAUCUCGUCCAGUCCUUGGGGCAUGCGCAUCGGUGGCUUCUUGGGAAGUGCCGUGAAGCAGGGACAAGAAGUCUACAAGGAAGCCUCCAAGGAGGUGACGGAGCUCGGUCAGGACGCAUCCAAGGGCUUCAGCUCCAUAAUCAACCGAACGAGAUCCCUCACCGUCAACACGACGACGCAAGAUGAGUCUUCCGGAGACAGGAGCAAGGAGACCGACAGCCAGACGACGCCCACAAAGACCAGAGACUUGGCAGCUUCCGACGACGCCAUGAGCAGCUCCGAGAACUACCUCACCAGGCUUCGCUCCGAGGCAGCCAAGCGGCUCAAGGACUUGCAAAAGGCCGAGGACGCCGCCGACGAGGCUCUGCUCCGCUUCGGCACCAAUAUCAGCAACUUCCUAAAGGAGGCCGUCAGCAUCGCGCCGCCUACCGACGCCAACAGCCAGGGCGGCGCCGUCAUGUUCGAGAGCAAGGACGCGCAGGGCAAGCGGGUCAUCCACACCUCGAGGCAAGACGCCCAGUUGCACGUCAUCCACACGAGCACCGAGAGCUUCGCAAAGGACCCUGCCACGGAGGAAUUCGCGACCUGGGCCAAGACGUUUGACGCGGAAAAGAAGACGGCAGAGAUUAGCGACGACUUGAACAAGUACCCCGAACUGCGAACGACGAUGGAGAAGCUCGUGCCCGACCAGGUUCCCUAUGCUGAGUUCUGGAAAAGAUACUACUUCCUCAGACAUGGUCUGGAGGCUGCCGAGACCCGAAGACGCGAUUUGCUCAAGGCUGCUUCUGCCGAGGACGAAGUCGGCUGGGAUGACGACUCCGAUGAUGAGGCCACCACAACUACUGCCCCUGCUCCUGCUACCGCCGCUGCCGCCACUCCCACCCCUGCUGCUGGCGCUGCUCCCAAGACUGAGAAGACACAAGCCCGCCCGCCAUCAGCCGAGUCUUCCACUACCAUCCAGCCUCCCGCCCAAACCUCCUCCACCCUGAAGCCUGCCGAGUCACGCAAGUCCAACGACGAAAAAUCCCAGGCCGACAGUGACACCAGCUACGACGUUGUCGGUGCCACCUCUGGCGUCCCCAGCCAAGCCCCCAACAGCCCCAAGGACUCCCGCAAGGCCGACGAUAGUGACGAUGACUGGGAGUAG
Messenger RNA from Colletotrichum costaricense, 1284 nucleotides. RefSeq names its product BSD domain-containing protein. Lineage: Eukaryota; Fungi; Ascomycota; Sordariomycetes; Glomerellales; Glomerellaceae. Gene Ontology annotation, cellular component: cytoplasm. The record is from RefSeq and is a predicted model, not a curated record. The coding region runs from base 1 to 1284 and encodes 427 amino acids. The transcript has 3 exons.